GGUGACUUGGCCCAGCGAAGUCACAUGAUCUGUUCAUGUAAACAUGGCGUGCAGGCGGAACGGAGCUGACCGUGUUAGAAGUUUUACAGAGGUUUUAGAUCUUUUAAAGAUGUUUCUGCUUUUAUUUUGUUUGUUUUCGGCCGUUCGAGCAGAAAUACGAACGGCUGUGAUCGACAAGCAAACCGGACAGCUGUCUGUCAUAGAGGGAUAUCAGGAGGAUUUUGUGGCUUGGGCGAACUUCACUAAUGAUAUAGAAACGUCAGGGUGGUCUUUCUUGGAGGUGACUACCAGCAGUCGGUACAACGACAGCAUCCAAGCUUACGCUGCAGGUGCAGUUGAGGCUGCAGUAACAUCUCAGCUGAUCUAUAAACACUGGAUGAACACUCUAAUGGGUUACUGCGAACCCUUGAUGUAUGAAUCUGCCUACUGCGAGCGCCUUAAGUCUUUCAUCAUAACCAACAUGCAGUGGAUUCAGGACCAAAUAGAGAAUAAUCCAAACUCACCCUACUGGUACCAGGUGCGUCUGACAUUGCUGCAGCUCAAAGGUUUGGAGGACAGCUACAAUGAUCAGCUGUCUUUGCCAAUAGGGUCAUUCUCCCUCAACCCAUUUGGCUUCCUACUUUUCCAAAUGGGCGGAGACCUUGAGGACCUGGAAUCAGCUCUGAAUAAAUCCAGUCAAACCCGACCCAUUGGCUCUGGCUCCUGCUCUGCACUGAUUAAGCUUCUGCCUAACAAUAAGGAACUGCUGGUGUCACAUGACACCUGGAACACCUACCAGGCCAUGCUGCGCAUCAUGAAGAAAUACAUUUUUGCCUUUAAAGUUUCUCCUCUAGACAACUAUGUUCUUCCUGGAAGAACUCAGGCGUUCUCAUCCUACCCUGGAUCCAUCUUCUCUGGGGAUGAUUUUUAUAUCCUAAGCAGCGGCUUGGUUACUUUGGAAACCACCAUUGGCAACAGCAACCCUGCUCUCUGGAAAUAUGUUCAGCCCACAGGAACAGUCAUGGAGUGGCUGAGGAACAUUGUUGCAAAUCGACUCGCUGCUACUGGCAAGGACUGGGCAGACAUUUUCACGAAGUACAACAGUGGAACUUACAACAACCAGUGGAUGAUUGUCAACUACAACCUCUUCACUCCAGGGAAGACUGACAUCACAGAAGGGCUCUUUGUCGUGUUGGAGCAGAUUCCAGGACUCGUCAUUUACGCUGAUAAAACUCAGGAACUGCUGAAGAAAGGAUACUGGGCUAGUUACAACAUACCGUACUAUGUAGAGAUAUUUAAUACGAGUGGCUGCAAUGAGUUGGUUGAGAAGUUUGGCCCGUGGUUCUCCCUGGACCAGAAUCCUCGGGCUCAGAUUUUCCGAAGAAACCAGACGGAUGUUACAGAUGUGGACUCGAUGGUCCGCCUCAUGAGGUAUAAUAACUUUAAGGAAGAUCCACUCUCAAAGUGUGACGGCUGUGAUCCACCUGAGAACGGAGAGAACGCGAUCUCAGCGCGGUCAGACCUGAACCCAGCUAAUGGAACAUAUCCAUUUGGCGCCUUAAAGCAGAGACCACAUGGAGGAACAGACAUGAAGCUGACCUCCUACGAGAUGUUCCGAGAGUACGGCAUGGUGGCAGUGAGCGGUCCAACCUGGGACCAAGUGCCACCCUUCCAGUGGAGCACUUCCCCCUACAAAGACCUGCUACACAUGGGUCAGCCUGAUGUAUGGCAUUUCAAGCCUAUAAAAGUCACCUGGACUCCUUAACUGGCAUCAGUAGUUCCAGCUCUAUGAUGGUUGACAAAGGGAAAUGACAGAAAAACAGUCAUCACUGCUUCUCAAAGAAAUCUUUAAGUGAUACAGAGAUUAAUAAUAUACCUCUAUUUGAAUAAGAAGACACAAAAUUUUAUUUUAUUUUUUUUUGCAUUUCUCUUUCUCAUGCAAAAUAUGUGAAAAUCAGUAUAGUAAACCCAAUAAAUAUGCACCUUUCUGUGGAGAAAUCACCAAGUAUUAUUACUUACAUUUAUGCUGAUGAACAUUUUCUGUAACAGUUGUUGCAAAUGUUUUAAUCCUGAGAUAAAUCAUUUUUGAGUUAUUCAGUA
Molecule: messenger RNA, 2079 nt
Organism: Oreochromis niloticus (Nile tilapia)
Lineage: Eukaryota; Metazoa; Chordata; Actinopteri; Cichliformes; Cichlidae
Gene: plbd2
Product: phospholipase B domain containing 2
Exons: 12
Coding region: 44-1744 (566 amino acids)
Biological process (GO): phospholipid catabolic process
Cellular component (GO): extracellular region
Molecular function (GO): glycerophospholipase activity
Source: RefSeq, a predicted model, not a curated record